AUGAAUUGUUCGAAUGCCGUGGAUAGUAGUGGGGUCGGAAUAGGAGAAGAAGCGAGACGGAUUGAAGAAGAGUUGAGUGAAGUGAGGGCAAGUAGAAAAGGAAGAGAAAGUCUAGUAGUUAGUACUGCUGGUGGUCAUGGUGAUGAUGAAGUAAAUGGUGUCAGUAGUAGCGGUUACAUAAGUGCCAUUGUUCUCUGUCGAACGAAAGCAAGUGUCAGUGUCAAUGUUAAAAAUGGUAGUAGAAGAGGGCUGGAACUAAAGCGAGAUCAGCAGUCACCAUUUCCAUCUAAUGCAUCUCAGAAAUUCACGUUGCAAGUAGCACAAACUGCAUUGGGUGGUAAUGUUACUUCUGUUCCUCCACCGAUCGUAACUUCUCCAUCAGCACCACCACAAUCCUUUCGGAAUGAAACAGUUGUGGAGGUAGUACCACGACCAUCCACGUCAGCCCCGCCUGUAUCAAAUUCUACUUCAUCGGAAGAAAUUGAAAAAAGUGCUCCACCUGUAUUGUCCACUAUGGUUGGAAAAGCUCCCGCCACCGAACAAACAAAAAACAUGGAGCAAGAUGAUACUAUAACAGCUAAAGUUGAAGAAUCCGAUGAAGAAGUAGAGAAAAAUACUGAACAAAAAGAGGGAUCUCAAGAAAGUACUAGAGAGCAGGCUUUUUUAGUAGUGAAGAGCGAUGUGGAUCGAGAUAUAAAAACCACAAACAUCUCGGAUGACCCAUCGCUCGAUCAGCAAGAUAAGCAGUCUGAAUUAUCGCGAUCACUACCUAAGCUGUUCGAUGAUGAGAAUGACUAUUUGACUAUUUUCAGAACAUUUUCUGUCGUAGAAAUGGUUCCAGAAGAAGAGGUUGAGAAUGAAGAAAAGUGUCCAGAGGUGGAAGAAAGCUCAGAAACCGUGCGAACAAAAAAAGUGAAAGAGUACGCUGCAAAGCAAAAGGAAUUGUUGCAGGAUACGAACUGUGUUAGGUUGGAUGAACAGGUAUAUGGACAUGAUUAUUUGUUGCUCAUACGAGAUGUUGUCAAAGAUCUUUUUCUUGAAUCAGUUUUACCCGUGAAAGCUUCUGAUUUAAAAGAUCUCGGCAUUGACAUUGCUUCUGCACCUGCCAAUGGUACAAUUACAGACCGUCAGCGUCGUUUUGAUGGUGCAGCAGGUCCUGGUGCUAGAUUUAUACCUGGUUGGGUUGACAAAAGUCAGUCAAAACCAAAAGCGUAUCAUGGAAGACUCAGUGAUCGAACACAUUCAAAUCAACGUGUUGAUAGGGAUCGUAAAAGAUCAACAGUGAGUCGACCAUCCAUUGAUCGGCCUAAUCGUGAACCAGUGAAAUUGCACAGAGCUGCAAAUGCAUGGAGGCCUGAAAGGAAUCUUGAUGCUAAUAAGAAGUUGUAUAAAGAAGUGCGCAGCUUACUAAACAAACUGACACCGUCGACAUUUGAAGAAUUGUCGGGUGAUUUUCUGAGAUUUGAAGUUCAUAAGAACGUGCAACAAAUGGGUGAAGUAAUUAACAUUAUCUUCGAUAAAGCUGUCGAAGAACCAAACUUCUGUGCCCUUUAUAGAAAUAUGAGACUUUGGGUUUUUUGUCAAUUUGAUUUAUUGGAUUUGGCUCGUUUAAGUGAUUUGUGCAAAAUGCAAGUCGUCAAAGAAUCAAACGGUGCCAAAGAUAAAUCGAAUUUUCGGAGUGCUCUAUUAACUCGAUGUCAAAAUACAUUUGAAGAGAAACGAAUGUUUGAUAUUGCUAUGAAGAAAAGUCAGUUGGAUGUAGAAACUGAUGAGAAAAAAAAACGAGAACUUAAAAUAGAAGUGAUGGAACUGGAAGCGCGGGAAAGACGGAGAAUGCUUGGCAAUAUAGGAUUUAUUGGACAGCUCUACAGGCAUGAAUUGAUAGUCCCACGAAUUUUGAAUUGGUGUAUAGUUCAUCUGCUCAAAAAUCAUAGCGAGUCACCGAAUGGUGAUGAGGAAAGCAUUGAGUGUGCGGUGAAAAUGUUAGAAGCAGUUGGCAAGUUGGCUGAUCGCCAUUAUCAGCAACAGCAAGCGUUGAUUGCUGGAGGAUUACUGGAUCCACUGGAAGUACAGAAGGAUGAAUUUAACACGAGUCUUUAUCUUGAUCACUUGAAGGAGAUUUCUAAUCAAGUGUCAAAUCGUGUUCGCUUUUUGAUUCUAAAUCUUAUUGAACUUAAAAAUAACAAUUGGGUGCCAAGAACAUCUGUAAGUGGGCCAAAAACUCUUGAUGAGGUUCAUGAUGAGGCUCGAAGAGAGGAAAUGGCUAAUAGGUUACAACGAGAACAAUACACCAACAAAAAACGUUAUGAGGGCCGAGCUUCAUUAGACAAACGCAAUCAAAAGCCUGUAUUGAUUGGGAGGCAGUCGCAGGAUGGUCGCCAGUAUGGUGUGAGGGGUAGUGAUUCCAGUCGUGAUCAAAAAGCCAGAGCAGCUGGAGCAGCUAGUCUUGUUGCUAACACUGCUAGUAGAAAGAAUCAAACAUUGAAUAGUGUCGACCAGCCACAAUUACUUGGUGCUCGGCGACCGCUGUUUGCGGGUGGUGCUAUAGGUGGAGGGCAGCAGACAGAUAGAAAUAUCUUACCUCGUGUUCCUGGCCGAGGAGUAAGUCGUGGCCCUGUAGCAUCUAGAGAUAAUUCUGAGCCUUCUAGCAGAGAGCCUUCAGAGUCGAGAAAACAGUCCAGAGAUGGUGAUCGCAUUUCGGCAGUUGCAUCCAAUACUAUACCGCAUAGUGCAAGCGCAGGCACAUUCGUUCGAGGGUAUACGGGUGCAACACCAAGUGGAUCAUCACCGACAGAGGAUGAAAAAGAGAACAAUCAAGUGGAAAGAGGAGGCGAGUUUGACGAAAAGAAGAUGCUUGCGCUGUUGCAAACAGAAAUACAUGAGUACUGCAAUAAUCUUAUCACCAUUGAUCAGAUAUUUGAAUCAAUAAUUGAAGCAGUAACUGUGGAAGGUACUGAGGAUAUUAUUAAAUAUCGUGUUCAACAAGCAUUUCGACUUCUGGUAAAAAUAGGUGCGGAAAAAAUCAGCGGUGAAAUUCGAAAUUCACGUAGGCGCUUCGUUGGGCAAGUAAUCUGCAGAUGCUUACAACGAGCCGAUAUAAAAAGCAUUGGACUUCAAGGAGUGGCUGACUAUUGCAUGGAAGUAGUAGAGAUGGAAUUAUGGGAAGAUAAUAUGCUGAUAUGGGAUUUGGUUGCUGAAGUAAUAAGUUGGUCAAUAAUGUGUGAAGUACAACAUUUUGAAGGUCCUCGACCUUCGCUCGGUGACUUCAGAGAAGCAUUCAAAAAUGCUGAUGCAGAUUCAAGGAAACCUAAUAUUCUCCUUGUAAAUGUCCUUAAGCGACUUGUGGAGAUAGAGCAUGAACGUGAUGGACAGGUUUCAUCAGCAGGAAUGGCAUUUGACGAAAUUAAGGAUUUGCAUUCAGAUUCACUGGUGAAUGACCUCAAGUCCUGUCAGUUACCGCUCGGCAAAAAUCUUUACCAGUUAUUGCUCAAUUAA
This is a messenger RNA of Thelazia callipaeda (thelaziosis nematode), 3495 nucleotides long. NCBI's taxonomy places the organism in Eukaryota, Metazoa, Nematoda, Chromadorea, Rhabditida, Thelaziidae. The record is from the annotation of a GenBank genome assembly.